GUCGCCCUCUAGCUGUGACUAUGAAUGAAGGUCAGAUUGCAGCAGCAAAAUGGAGGAAGAGGAAGAGGAAGAGGAAGAGCAGGUACCGGGUAAAAGAUAUCGGGAGCCAUUCCACUGUUUCCAUUCACUCUCAGAUUCCGAAAUCCAAUUCAAUGGAUAUUCGACGGUGGUGGCCACUGGACACUCCCACUUCAACCACGGCGGCGACGAUAGCUCCAUUGUCUUCCCUCCCAGCAACCACGAAGGCCUCCACAUCACCUCUUCCUGCAAUCACGACGAACAACGGCGACGAGAAACCCGUGAAUCGUCCGAUUCACCGAGCGACGACAAGGGGUUGGCGCCGCCGCGGCUGGCCUCGGAUAGUACUGGGGCUGGGUUCGGCGGCGAGGUAAAGAGGUGGGUGGGUUUUGGGCUUGAGCUCCUGAGGUCUAAGGUUACGGGCAUUGCGUCUUGGGUUCGAUGUUUGUCUGCUUCUAGCGGGAAAAAUUGGUCGUCCAGAUGUGUCGUCGGCAUGGCGGCGGCGCUGUUGGUUUGGUGUGUGUAUGCGGUAGCCAGGCGGCGGAGGCGGCGUUCGCGGAUUCGGAGGGAGAGUAGGGAUCACCUGAUCCUUCUUAUCAAAGAGAAAGAUGAGAAAAUUAAUCAUCUGUUGCAUCAAAUUGCCCAGAUGAAUCAGCUACUGCUUACCCUCUAUAGAGAUUCUUCAGCUCGAACAAAGGAUUAAACAAGUAAGAAGUAGUAGCUCCCCCAGCAUUUCCUGGCGGCAAGCAUAGUGGCUUUAUGCUAUCUUUCUCAAAAUUAAUGUCCUUCCGUUUCUUGCUUCUCUAAAGCAGCAACAUGUUGCUGGUGGGUCUUUAAGCCAGCGAAAAAUCAUCUGUCAGUUGCUACUUGUAGCCUUGGUGAACAUUUAUUUGUUUACCAAAUAUGCUUUUUUUUUUCUUGCUCAAUGUGAACAAAAUAUGCUUCUUUUGCUAGGUAAUUGUACAAGCUCAAACAUCUCCAUGUAACAACUGCUUGAAUCCCAGGGCAGCUCAAACGUAGAUCCGCCCCUGCCCUGGGAAAUCCUUACUUGCUGGAAUAUCAAAAAAAGAAAAGGAAUAGUCUUUGCUUUAA
Diospyros lotus (date-plum) is the source of this 1110-nucleotide messenger RNA. RefSeq lists its product as uncharacterized. The record is from RefSeq and is a predicted model, not a curated record. Bases 50 to 721 code for a protein of 223 amino acids. The transcript is spliced from 2 exons. NCBI's taxonomy places the organism in Eukaryota, Viridiplantae, Streptophyta, Magnoliopsida, Ericales, Ebenaceae.